Labrus mixtus (cuckoo wrasse) is the source of this 2536-nucleotide messenger RNA. RefSeq names its product dolichyl-phosphate (UDP-N-acetylglucosamine) N-acetylglucosaminephosphotransferase 1 (GlcNAc-1-P transferase) (gene dpagt1). Gene Ontology annotation, molecular function: UDP-N-acetylglucosamine-dolichyl-phosphate N-acetylglucosaminephosphotransferase activity. Gene Ontology annotation, biological process: dolichol-linked oligosaccharide biosynthetic process; protein N-linked glycosylation. Bases 282 to 1514 code for a protein of 410 amino acids. The transcript has 9 exons. Gene Ontology annotation, cellular component: membrane. NCBI's taxonomy places the organism in Eukaryota, Metazoa, Chordata, Actinopteri, Labriformes, Labridae. The record is from RefSeq and is a predicted model, not a curated record.
GAUUCUAAAGAAGAAGAAGAAGAGGAACUAUGACAGACGUGUAGUUAACACAAGCAGUUUACGGACAAUGGCAACAAUAACGCAAGAAUGAAACAUUUUAUGGACAACCUGCGAGACUCAUGGACUCACUCUUCUUUAGCAUCGUGAAAAAGGGGGAUAUAUUCUGCUUUCUUGUAACGAUAUGACAUGUUUUUACCUACGUGAAGACAACGGAAGCUCGUUCAUCGAUCGCCUGAAGGGGAAACGUCAGAUUAGCUAAACGUGAAACCUAGACACCAAAAAUGCCUGCAAACAUGUCACCUGUACCUGUCCUACCACUGGUGAUCAACUGCUUCAUGUCUGCAUUAGGCUGCAUGGCCACAUUAAAACUCAUUCCUGCUUUUAAAGACCACUUCAUCUCAGCCAGACUGUACGGAGUGGACCUCAACAAAACAACCAAAAAGGAAGUUCCGGAGUCCCAGGGAGUCAUCAGUGGGACGGUCUUCCUCAUCAUCCUCUUCUGCUUCAUCCCAGUGCCUUUCCUCAGCUGCUUCGUUGGAGAUCAGUGCACAGGAUUCCCUCACAAUGAGUUUGUGCAGCUGAUCGGAGCACUUCUGGCCAUCUGCUGCAUGAUCUUCCUGGGCUUUGCUGACGAUGUCCUGAACCUGCAGUGGAGACACAAGCUCCUUCUUCCCACCAUGGCGUCCCUGCCCCUGCUCAUGGUCUAUUUUACUAACUUCGGAAACACGGUCAUUGUAGUUCCCAAGCCCUUCAGAGUCCUGCUCGGACUUCACUUGGAUCUGGGUAUUCUCUACUACGUUUAUAUGGGAAUGCUCGCAGUAUUCUGCACAAAUGCCAUAAACAUCCUUGCAGGCAUCAAUGGCAUCGAAUCGGGUCAAGCGCUGUUCAUCUCCGGCUCCAUCAUCAUCUUCAACCUUGUUGAGCUCGGCGGAGAUUUCCGUGACGACCAUGUGUUCUCACUCUACUUCAUGAUACCUUUCUUCUUCACUACAUUAGCGCUUUUUUACCACAACUGGUACCCCGCGUCUGUGUUUGUGGGAGACACUUUCUGCUACUUUGCCGGGAUGACGUUCGCUGUAGUCGGCAUCUUGGGUCACUUCAGUAAAACAAUGCUACUGUUCUUCAUUCCCCAAGUGAUUAACUUUGUCUACUCAUUGCCUCAGCUUUUUCACGUCGUUCCCUGCCCGAGACAUCGGCUCCCCAGGCUGAAUCCAGAGACGGGCAAGCUGUGGAUGAGCUACUCUAAAUUCAAAAGGAAGGACCUUUCUAAAUUAGGACACCUCGUUCUGCAGGUGGCAGAGUUAUUGAAGCUGCUGGAGGUGCGGCGCGCCCAGGAGGGAGACGAUGAGUUUAUUGAAUGCAACAACAUGACUUUAAUAAAUCUGGUUCUGAAAUUACUCGGCCCCACUCAUGAGAGAAACCUCACAGCCAUCAUGCUUAUCAUCCAGGUGAUGGGCAGUGUGGCGGCUUUCGGGAUCCGUUAUCAUCUGGUGCGUCUCUUCUACGACGUGUAGACAAGAGGAGAGAACCCUGACUGAGAAACUAUGAUUUUCUUUGUUAUGAAGGCUUAUGUUUCAUCUGCCUUUUUAAUAGAUUUCAUUACCUCACUGGUACUUUUCUGCCUCAGACUCGACCUGCAGUAAAGACUCAGAGCGAGGUUUAAAGCUAUAUUUCAGUAUAACAACCUUUUCACAUAUAAGCAUGAAAAACUAAGGAUCAAGCUGCAGCUGCAGAGAUGUUUGCUAUUCUCCCGGUUUUAGUAACAACAAAUCAAAGAGGAAAUUAAGACUGGGCCUUUAAUGCGCUCCCCCUGAAAGUAUAUUUUCAUACUGGUUUUUUACAGGAAAGUCCAGCAAGUUGAGGAGCCAGAAUCCAAAGUGUACUGCUACUUAAUUGUUACCAUUUGAUAACUGGUUUAUGGAUGGGGAAGUUAUCCAAAAAAAACAUACAGAUAUUCCCAUAGGGAGCUAUUGCUUGGAUCUGCUGUUGAAAUUAAAAUGGCUUAAAGAAAAUGUUCCCACUGACACUGUAAUUUUCAUAGCAACCAGUACAUGCAGCAUGGGUGGGAAAGUUAGUGUCAUCUUUGUUGUACUUUUUUUUUUUUUCAAAUGUUUUAGCUCUUAUUUUUUUUUACCUCUGAACAAAUGCACACAAUGGUGAUUGUGAAGAAAAACACUAAGAGGUUAUUAUCAGCCUGAAGACGAUCAUAAGGAGUUAGUCGGGGACAGAAAAAUAGAGAAGAUAUGAGCAAAGAUAAAGUGAGAUUAUUAGUCCCGUGGUGGUUUUAAAAGUUACUUAAGUUCUUUUAUUAAAUGAAGUCUGUCCCGGCCACAAGACUGAGAACUGAUUGUUGACACCAUUCUUGGUAGCUUUGGGUACAUAUCUAUAUUUUCAUGCCUGAUAUGCUAUCUCCUCCUCAAAACAAAUCUAUGUGAAGUUAACUGGCACUGGACUACUUUGUAAAGGAAUGUGAAGACGAGUGAGAAGCUUUACUGUUGAGAAUUGAGAAAUAAAAGAUGAGAAAUUGUAAUAUAAA